This is a messenger RNA of Helianthus annuus (common sunflower), 7631 nucleotides long. RefSeq names its product putative disease resistance RPP13-like protein 1. Bases 1 to 3990 code for a protein of 1329 amino acids. Gene Ontology annotation, biological process: defense response to other organism. NCBI's taxonomy places the organism in Eukaryota, Viridiplantae, Streptophyta, Magnoliopsida, Asterales, Asteraceae. The record is from RefSeq and is a predicted model, not a curated record. The transcript has 14 exons. Gene Ontology annotation, molecular function: ADP binding.
AUGGCCGAAGCUGCUGCUGCUGCCCUUGUCAAAGUCAUUUUUGACAAGCUAGCCGAUGAAGCCUUCAAGAAAUAUGCUCGUUCCCAGAAUAUCCACUCAGAGCUCAAGCAAUUGGGGAGCACGUUGUCCCAGAUCCAAGCUCUGCUUAAUGAUGCCUCCCACAAGGAAAUAACUGAUGAAUCUGUUAGACUAUGGCUCAAUAGUCUCCAACAUCUGGCUUACGAUAUCGAUGACGUACUUGACGAAGUGGCUACUGAAGCUAUGCGUCGUGAGCUGACCCCGGAAUCAGAAGCGAGCACCAGCAUGGUAAGAAAGCUCAUCCCAACUUGCUGCAAACAGUUCUCACUAAGCCAUUGGUUGAGUCCCAAGUUAGACAGAAUUACCACCAAGUUACAACAUCUAGAAAAACAAAAUCCUGGUUUGAUUGUGAAAGGUGAAAAGCCAAAAAUUAAUACUAAUAGAAGAAACGAAACCUCUUUGCCAGAACGUGAUGUUGUUGGAAGAGAAGUUGAGAAAAAGAAAUUGCUCAACCAGUUGUUAGUAGGUGAAUCAUCUAAGGAAAAGUUUAGUAUCUUACCCAUAGUUGGUUUGGGUGGAGUGGGAAAGACCACUCUGGCUAGAAUAUUGUAUAACGAUACGCGGGUGAAAGAUCACUUUGAACUCAUGGCUUGGGUUUGUGUUUCCGAUGAGUGUGAUGUAUUCAAAAUAAGUGAAACCAUCUUUGAAUGUGUGGCUACAGAAAACAAACAGUUCAAAGAUGUAAAUCAGCUUCAAAUUGCUCUUAGAGAGCAAUUUAAGGACAAACGAUUUCUACUAGUACUUGAUGAUGUGUGGAAUCAAAACUAUGAUGAUUGGGAAAAACUAGUGCGUCCAUUUCAUUCUGGGGCUGCUGGAAGUAGGGUAAUCAUGACAACUCGCCAGCAAGAUCUGCUUAAAAAGAUAGGUUUUAAUCAUGUAGACAAUCUCAAGAGUUUGUCGCAUGAAGAUGCUUUGUCUUUGUUAGCUCUACAUGCAUUAGAUGUAGAUAACUUUGAUUCGCAUGAAACACUUAAACCACAAGCUAAAGGUAUCGUGAAAAAGUGUGGUGGUUUGCCUUUAGCUUUAAAGGCAAUUGGAAGAUUACUCAGAACAAAAACCGAGGGAGAAGAAUGGGAUGACGUGUUGAAAAGUAAGAUAUGGGAUUUAGAAAAUGCUGAUGCAAUUGUUCCAGCCCUAAGACUAAGCUACCAUGAUCUUCCUGCUGAUUUGAAGCGCUUGUUUGCAUACUGCUCUUUGUUCCCAAAGGACUUUAUGUUUGACAAGGAGGAGUUGAUAUUACUAUGGAUAGCUGAAGGGUAUCUGAACGAGUCAACUGCAAACAAGUCACCGGAAUGCUUGGGCCAUGAAUAUUUUGAGAAAUUGCUAUCAAGGUCCUUUUUUCAACCCGCACCUAGUGGCGAACCCUUUUUUGUGAUGCAUGAUCUCAUGAACGACUUGGCCACAUUUGUUGCUGGAGAAUAUUUUUUGAGGUUUGACAAUCAGACGGAGAUGGCAGAGGAAGCUUUAGGCAAGUACCGACAUAUGUCAUUUAUGCGUGAGCGCUAUGUAGGUUUCCAGAAGUUUGAGGCAUUUCAAAGAGCAAGAAGUUUGAGAACACUGUUAGCUGUAUAUGUUGGGGUAGAACAAAGCUGGGAUGAGUUUUACAUAUCCAAUAAAAUUUUGGUUGACUUACUUCCUCAGCUACCACUGUUAAGGGUUCUUUCUUUGAGCCGUUUUGACAUAAGUGAGGUACCGGAUGUCAUUUGUAGUUUGGACCACUUGAGGUAUCUUAAUUUGUCUCGAACAAAUAUCUCAAAGUUACCAGAGAAUGUUGGUAAUCUUUACAAUUUACAAACAUUGAUCGUUUUUGGUUGUGAGAGCUUGAGUACAUUGCCUAAAAGCUUCCUAAAGCUCAAAAAAUUGAGGCAUUUUGACAUCAGGGAUACUCCGCAUUUGAAGAAGCUGCCCUUGGGAAUUGGUGAGUUAAAAAACCUACAAACUCUCCCCAAGGUCAUCGUUGGAGGAGACGGUGACUUUGCAAUAACCAAGCUUAAGGGAUUAGAGAAUUUACGUGGGGAACUUUCCAUUGAAGGAUUGCAGAAAGUGCAAAUCCCAAUGCAAGCAAGGGAGGCGAACCUAUCUCAAAAAAGGCUUACUAAGUUAAAGAUGAAAUGGGGUAAUGAUUCACAGAGAGGAUCACUUGAGAAGGAGGUUCUUGCUGAGCUCAAGCCACACACUGAUACGUUGAAACAUUUUGAAGUUGAGUAUUACGGGGGAGUAGAGUUUCCAUGUUGGGUCGGGGAUCCCACUUUUCAUCAAUUGGUUCAUGUGUCGCUACGGGGUUGUAGAAAAUGUACAUCUCUACCGCCGCUUGGGCGGUUACCUUCACUUAAGGAGUUGUUGAUUCAAGGAAUGGAUGAUGUUAAAGUCAUCAGUUUGGAGUUAAGUAGGAGUACUGAUGUUACCUUCCCUUCACUUGAAAUUCUAAGGUUUGAAGAUAUGUCUAGUUGGGAGGUAUGGUCAACCAAUAGCGAGGUAAUGUUUCCAUGCCUUCGAGAGCUUCAAAUAAUCAAAUGUCCCGAUUUGAGUGAUGUCUCACUUGAAGCAUUACCUUCACUAAGAGUUUUGAGGAUAGAGGGAUGUGGUGAAAGUGUGCUGAGAAGUCUGGUUCAAGCAGCUUCAUCAACCACUAAACUGGAAAUAGACUCAAUUUUAGGGCUUACGGAUGAGGUGUGGAGAGGUGUCAUAGUGAAUUUUGGGGCGGUUGAAGAGCUACGCAUACAAUAUUGUGAUGAGAUAAGAUACCUAUGGGAAUCAGAUGCGGAGGCAAGUAAAGUUCUUGUAAAUUUAAAGGAAUUGCGGGUAUAUUAUUGUAAAAAAUUGGUGAGUUUAGGAGAGAAAGAGGAGGAUGAGGAUAACAUUGGGAGCAACUUCCUAUCAUCUCUUAGGAUUUUGGAUGUAGAAGAAUGUGAGAGUAUGGAGCGUUUGUGUUGUCCGAAUAGCAUUGAGAGGUUAAACAUCAGGGGGUGUAGGUCAGUUAGACAUGUCUCCUUCCCAAGAGCAACAACAACAGGUGGAGGAGGGCAGAAUCUCAAGUCACUUACUAUAGAUAGCUGUGGAAAUCUAAAAUCAAUAAAUCAAUUGAGUAACUCCACUCACCUCACCUCUUUGAGAAUAAGUUAUUGUCGAAACAUGGAGUUAUCUUCUGAUCUUCAUCAGCUAUCAAAUCUCACCUCGUUGUGCAUACAAGGUUUUAAAAGCAUAAGGUCAUUUUCUGACCUUGAGCUAUCAAACCUCACCACGUUGAAAAUAGAAGGUUGUGAAAGCAUAGAGUCAUUUCCUAAUCUCCAUCUGCCAAAUCUCACAGAAGUACACAUAGAAAGUUGCAAAAACAUGAAGGCAUUUGGUGACCUGCAGCUACCAAAUCUAAUCAGUUGGAUGAUAUGGGAUUGUGAAAAUCUGGAGUCAUUUCCUGACCUUCAGCUAUCCAAUCUCACCAUGUUAAAAGCUAUGUGGAUCAGCAAUUGUCCAAUGAUUGAUGCUUCCUUUCCUCGUGGGCUUUGGCCUCCCAAUUUGUGUUCCCUUGAAACAGGGGGGUUGAAAAAGCCCAUCUCAGAAUGGGGCAAUCAGAAUUUCCCAGCUUCCCUUGUUUACCUAAGAUUACAUAAUGAACGUGAUGUGAAGAAUUUUAGUCAAUUGUCCCACCUUUUCCCUUCUUCUCUUAAAUCUCUGAGCAUAUGGGAAUUUGAUAAUCUGGAAUCCAUUUCAACGGGACUCCAAUACCUCACAUCCCUUCAACAUCUGUACAUUGGCAGCUGUCCAAAGCUGAACGAUUUACCAGAGACGCUGUUGCCUUCCCUUCUGAGUUUGAGUACAUUAAUAUGCCCAAAAUUGAAAGAAAGGUGUGAAGGAAGAGGCUCCCACUACUGGCCCCGAAUCUCUCAUAUACCCUGCAUCGAAAUUAAAGACUAAUUGAAAGAAAGUCACCGAGAAGAGAUUCCAUGCCGUGAAUACCCAAUCACCAGAGGAAGAAAAACGACAUCAUACAACCAUCUUCACAUCCUAUCAGAUUUCUAAACCCAUCACAGCCGACCGACAUCCCCUGCAUCUACAUGGACGGCAGUGACAUAUCCUAAAGGAUCUUCUGGGUGAUGGAACAUUCACAGUUGACCAGGUCAAAUUCAAGAACAGAGAAAAGUCUCGAGGUGUGAAUUUUCAGGGGAAGUAUCUUGAGUAAAGUGCAGUAAAACUCGCGCGUAUAAUUACUGAAUCAGCUAAUAACAGACAAAGUGUCGAUGACAUAAGUGAUUUAUUCAUGAAAAUCAAUUGGAUUCAAUAUUCAAGUGAAGGUGUUAAGAAAUUGUCAAAUAUCGGACCAGAGGCUAAGUUAAAGGAAAGGGUCAAAGUGCUUGAUGAUGGACAAGAUCAUUUCUGUUGAAGAAAGAAGAUAUUCUGCAAAUCAACAACGUACACAUCCAAAAUACUUCAUAAUUGGUGGAAAGGAGGCUGGCUACAUCUAUUGCCAUAAUUUGGUUCAUUUACAUGCUCUGCAAACAUCCUGAGAUUCAAGAUAAGAUGUCCAAAGGUGAAUGAUUUACCAGAGAUGCUGUUACCCUCACUUUUGACAUUCAAAAUUGCUUUGGGAAUUGAUCUUGCAAGCAAUCAGCAUAACCAGGAAAUUUAAGGAAUUUUUAAAUAUCACACCAGAGGCUAAGCUAAAUGCAUGAAGAUCAAAGUGGUUGAUGAGUUUGUUUAUUAGCUGAUCUAGACCAAGACUGAACAAAUGAACAGGGGACAAGAUGAUUUCUAGUAAGCGGAUACUUUUUGUCCCAUAAAAUCAUUGGUGGGUUGGGUAACGAGUCGAAAGAGGUCUGGGGUUUUGAAAAAUGGUUACCUUUUUAGUAGGGUUGAAAUGGGUCGGGUCAGGUUGGACUGUUUGACUGAGAUGAAAACACUUUGAUUUUCUUUAAACCUUAUAUCUAGUUAAUGUUUUAACUAUGAUUACAAAAAACAAACCUAGAAAAGAUACAAUAUCUUAAUGCAGAUUUUAACGAAACUCUCAAGACUCUUUCAUGCAGUUCCCAUGGUAUGCAAUCUCAAAUCUUUAUCAAUUUUUCAUACUUUGACUUAAAUGGCCGGGUCUUUGACUAAUCAACAUGGUUACUAGUAUUUAUUGGAGUAAGAGGUUCAAAAUGGAUCUCGUUGGGUCAACCCAAAGCUCUUUUUGUCAAAAAAUAAAAAAAAAGUUAUUGAUAAUUAGUUUAAAAAAAGUAUUAUUUCAAUGAUAGUCUAAUUUUGUUUAUUAAAAUAUUUUCAGGGGUUUUAUCAGAAAAAUGGUUUCGUCAAAUUGUUGUUUCUCUGAAAGCUUCUUUAAGUUUAAGGCUUUUAAGGUGAGUACAAUACAACCCAUAUCGACCAUUUCCUUUUCAUUUGGGUCAUGUAACUGAACUCUUGAUUUGUAAACUUUUUUGUGGUCUAGUUUAAAAGUCAACCUUCAUGUUAUGUCAUUUGACCAAAGCAAAAGUAUCUAGAUUAUCAUAAAACGUAUAUUAAUAAUUAUUUAAUGAACCUGCUGAUGUGAGGAAUUUUAGUCAACAUGGUCAACGUGGUUGAUGAGUUCCAGUACAAGUGAAGAAAGCCUAUAAAAUCUUGUCAAGGCUAUUUUUCCUUCGAGCUCUUGAAGCCGAGUCGACUGCUCUGGAAGCCUGGAAUCGUGUCAAGGCUAUUUUUCUCAACAACAAAGGACCACGUUAGAGUAAAAGGGUCAAAGUGGUUGAUGAGUUCCAGUACGAGUGAAGAAAGCCUAGAAAAGAUACAAUAUCUUCAUGCAAAUUUUAACAAAACUCUCAAGACUCUAUCAUGCAGUUCGAGUGCUUGGUGCAUGAGUAUGUUCAAUGAUUACAUUUCAAUACAGAAACUACGUUAGCUGAUUUGAUUUUGCUAAACAUGGACUUAAGACCAUGACAUCCUAAAGGAUCUUCUAGGUGAUGGAACAUUCACAGUUGACCAGGAAAAAUUGAGAUAAGAGAGAUUUUAGCAGUUUGAAGAAAGAAUUUGCAAGGUUUCUGCAUAGCAACAACACACAUCCAAAGUCACAGAUGUUGAGGAAUUCGCAAACAGUGAGAGUGAAGAAAGCCUAGAAAAGAUCGAAUAUAUUAAUGCAGAUUUUAACGAAACUCUCAAGACUCUUUCAUGCAGUUCCAGUGGUAUGCAAUCUCAAAUCUUCAUCAAUCUCUCAUACUUUGACUUAACUGGGCCUUUAACUAAUCAACAUGGGUACUACUAGUUAUUGGAGUCAGAAGUUCAAAAUGGUACACAUUAAUUGGGUCAACCCAAAAGCUCUUUCUGUCUAAAUUUCUAAAAAAAAUAUUAAUAAUUAGCAUGUCAACUAAAGAAAUAUUAUUUCAAUGAUAGUCUAAUUUUGUUUACCAAAAUGAUUUUAAGGGUUUUAUGUUUCAAAAAAACACAUUGGGUAACUUUACAUCUUAAAAAGGAAAUAAAAAAGUGAAGCAAUACAGAUGUUGCAACUUUGCGUAUAUGCAAAAUUUAUAUGCUUCGCAGAUGAUGACGAUGAUGCAUGAUGUAUCUGGUGGUUAUGUUGUGAAGGAAGGGGAUAUUGCAGCUUAUCAGAAAAAUGGUUUCAUCAAAUUGUUGUUUUCAUCCAGAAAGCUGAUCCCUUUAAGUUUAAGGCUUCUAAGAAAGCACACGCAGGACAAACAAUUUGUUUGGACAGGGAAUUUGCGUAUUGGCAGAUGAACAUCUUUGCUUUCAUUCUGCUAAGUUGUUUCAUUUUCAAGCUGAACAACUAAAACAAAACUGCAAGAAGACUCACCAAAGAACCACUAGACGAUGAUGAAGAAGACCCAAUACUGAGCUGGAGCCAAGCAUCUAGUGGUUCUCCAUUAAGAUCCAAAUCCAACCUAGCCAUUUGCUAGUUAUUCAGGGGUGGCGAGGCACCGGGUGAUAUUAAUCUAAACAGUGAAAGAGAAGAUGUUUUUAAACAGUGAAGAUGUUUUAUUUGCUAGCGGUUCUUCAUUAAGAUCAGAGUGUUGAUUGAUUAGUCCUUUCCGCAACAAGGUUUAUACAUCUGACCCAGCCAAUGUUUAAGACCCAUGACAAAAGUUAUGUUAAGUUGAAGAAAGAAGACAUUCUAUCAGGGUUUCUGCAAAUCAACAAGACACAUCCAACAUACUAAGAGAGACAUAAUCCGAAUUCACUUAUUUCGAGCCCGGAUUUUGACUUUGAUGACAACCUGUGCGGCGUUGUUACUCUUACUUUGGGCUUGUGUUGCGCCUUAACUGUCAUGUUGCGACAGGUCAUGAAGUACCAGAAGAGAGCAUUGAGCUUUUGAUCAAGAGAUUCUGUUUCAGAGGAUAGUGAGAGAAAUCGAUAAGGUUUUCAAAACAGAUGCUCUGCAGCGGCUGCUCUCCAGGAGGCAGCUGAAGCAUACCUUGUUGGACCCAUUGAAGACUCUUGCACGUAGGAUUCGUGGUGAGAGGGCUUAGAGUUUAUAUAUCUGUAACGCUAGUAUGUAGAUCUGAACUGUGUAAUUAUGCUCUUAUAAUUCUUAUUGACUCAUAUUGAAUGAAAGUUUUCAGUUUAGUCCUGUUAAA